CCUCAAACUCCAAACUCCAUCUCUCCAUGUCCACUAAUCUUACUCCAUGGAUUCACGACUAUUUAAAAGACAUUUCUCAACGACUUGGCGUCAAUUACUUCAGUACAGUGCCUGCCACCAAUCCCAAGAAAGUGCAAUUGCUUGCAGUGCGUCGUCGCCUUCGCCUGAAUCCAAUUAUUUAGUCUUAUUGGUGGCAGUUCCGUGGCUCCAGGCCUAUGGAUAAUGUCUCGUCGCUCAUAUGGGCGGAUGUGUCUGACAAGGCUUUCACAAUUCCUGUGGUGUUCACUACAAAGGCGAUAGAAUCAUACAGACAGCGUUACCCAAUUGACCAGUGUGAAAAGGCAAUCCUGUCCAUCAAGUCCUUCCGUCCGAUUCUUCGGCGCAUACCCUUGCGAAGCACUACAGGACUGACAGACAAGGCAGAGCUUGCACUUCAAUGCGAUACAUUCUCCGUUGCAGAAAAGUCUCUGACAGAUACAUUGGGUCAGCCGGCAGAGCUUGAUACCAGCCCAGACUUAAAUGAUUGGAUAAAUGUCCUGAGGCGGGCGGGUGGCGGUGGGUCAGCAUAGUUCCGCUACAAGACACUCCUUGUGCUGAUAACCGUAUUAGCAGCACCUCCUCCACCAGCACUAUCUCUCAAAAACAAAGCAAGGCCCAGCUGGAUGG
Molecule: messenger RNA, 666 nt
Organism: Guyanagaster necrorhizus
Lineage: Eukaryota; Fungi; Basidiomycota; Agaricomycetes; Agaricales; Physalacriaceae
Exons: 2
Coding region: 216-569 (117 amino acids)
Source: RefSeq, a predicted model, not a curated record